Molecule: messenger RNA, 3443 nt
Organism: Scleropages formosus (Asian bonytongue)
Lineage: Eukaryota; Metazoa; Chordata; Actinopteri; Osteoglossiformes; Osteoglossidae
Gene: dbpb
Product: D site albumin promoter binding protein b
Exons: 4
Coding region: 949-2040 (363 amino acids)
Biological process (GO): regulation of transcription by RNA polymerase II
Cellular component (GO): nucleus
Molecular function (GO): DNA-binding transcription factor activity, RNA polymerase II-specific; RNA polymerase II cis-regulatory region sequence-specific DNA binding
Source: RefSeq, a predicted model, not a curated record
GGAAGGAGCAAGAGGAGAGGCGGAGUGAACGACGGACACUAUAUUUUCGUUACAACAACAUUAUUUUGUUAUUGUUGGAGAAAACGCUUAUUUAUUUUUCAUGAUAGGGAAGUCGAAUAUGUGAGCUGUUCUGCUCACGUUCCGUAUAAUUCGGAGUUUCAGCAAGACUGCUGCUGCUUGUCCUCCUGUCCAUCCAUCUCGGUUUUGUUGUUUUUUAUUAUUGCAUAUAUGCUCUUGGCUAAUAAUGCAUCAUUUGACAUUUCGUCCUCAUUCACAAUGAGACGUAAAGGAAGGACGUCGACGAAGAAGCGAGCAGAAGAAGCUUCUUUUUGACUCAUUCUGACAGGUCUGAUGUGAUCUGUCGAAGAUCAGGCUGCGGACGGUGAAUAUGAAAUAACUUUGUUUACAUGAUUUCACGAAGAAGAGCAAACAUAAGACACAUAAAGAUCGCAGCCACAUCUGGUCAUCGACUCGGUAUUGUUUAAAGACCGAAUUUUCGCUGGGAUUAUUUUCUUUGUAGUCUAUUGCUUUUAUUUAUUUGUUUCAUUUUCUUUUCUUUUUUUUUUUUUUUUUUUUUUGACGUUCGGGCUGAUUCAUGUGUCACAUAUACACAUGCAGUCUCCAUCUGACGGUGCGGACAGCCAAGAAGACUCGCCUGCGGACACUGGAUGUAAUUAAUCAUCGGAAUAAUUAGCACUCUGUCUAUCUAUCUCACAUUUUAAUUCCAGUUCGCGGCGCCCCUGGGUUUAACGCUUCUGCUUUCCAAAAUCUACCGAAGUUGUCAGCCUCUUCUUGACUUGCCGAGUUCAAGUUUUGUUCGCACCGCGUCACUGAAGAGCGCGUCACUGAACUCACUGACAGCUGAGCGAUAAAUCAGGAGUCGACUAUUAUUAAUCGAUUGUUCCCGCCGGGAAGCCUGGGCAUUCGCGGCCAGCUCGCGGCAGUGCCAUGUCCAGGCCGCUGUCACAGCUCUUACCCCCCGAGCUGCCGGCGGGGGCCAGUCCACAGUUUGGGGCCAGCAGCCAGGCGGGUGGAGCCCCAGGUGCAGGACACCUGAACUCCAUGACCAGCCUCAAGUCCCUCCUACAAGUACCCAACAAAUGUGAUCAGAGAACCAAAGACUGCUGUGAUAUGAAAGCAGAGAAAGACAAACCCCUGGAGUCCGAGGAGGAGUCCAGCUCUCUUGGUGGGAGUGGUGGUGGAUGCUCCCUGAGGUCCUCCUCCCAGUCGGCUUUCCUGGGCCCCUUGCUGUGGGAGCGCACGCUGCCUUGUGAUGGCGGGCUGUUCCAGCUGCAGUACAUGGACCUGGAGGAGUUCCUCACCGAGAACGGCAUGGGCAGUGUUCACAACAACAGCUCAAGUUCUGCUCAGAUACCGGCCCAGAGUCCCCAGUCUGCCAUCCCCAACCAGAGUUCCCAAUGUCCUCCGUCCUCCCCCACACCUUGCUCGUCAUCCUCUUCCAUUUCCUCAUCCUCUUCAUCUCCGUCAUUGCUGGGCCUGGAGGUGCAGCAAGUGAGGCAGGGUUUGCUGGGAGCCUCUGAGUGUCUUCACGGAGCGCAUGGAAACUCUCUUGACCACUCUCCAUCCCCCUCAUCGUCUUCUUCUUCCUGUCCUCCACCUCCAAUCCCGCCUUCUGCUAAUGGGACUGAUAUCAUGGUGAACUUCGACCCUGAUCCUGCAGACCUGGCGUUAUCCAGCGUCCCCGGCCAGGAGGCUUUCGACCCACGAACACACAGCUUCAGCGAAGAGGACCUAAAGCCACAGCCCAUGAUCAAGAAGGCCCGCAAAAUGCUGGUGCCAGAUGACAUGAAGGAUGACAAAUACUGGAGCCGACGGUACAAGAACAACGAGGCAGCCAAGCGCUCGCGGGAUGCACGGAGGCUAAAGGAAAACCAGAUCUCUGUGCGGGCAGCCUUCCUGGAGCGGGAGAACGCCGCACUGCGCCAAGAAGUGGCCGACAUGCGCAAGGAACUGGGCCGCUGCCGUAACAUCCUCAACAAGUACGAGAGUCGACAUGGAGAACAGUGCGGAGAGAGCUGAGAGAAUGAUGCGCGGGGCACUAUGCGGAUGGGAAUGCGCAGCUAAGAAGAGAUCGUCUACUAAGAGACUUUAAGCAUCGACAGUUGCGUUUGAGACGGCACGUACAAGGGGAUAGAGCUGUAAAGAAAUUGUACAAAAACUAAUAUUGUACAUUUUGGAACUAUGGAGAGAAUAAUACUUUGGAAGCUGUAGGGAAUUAUAUCUCAGGAGCAAGUGGAAUAGGGCAAAAUUGUGAUUGACAAUACGUCAUAAGGUAACUGUAUAUUUUUAUAUUUGCAAAAUGCGAAGGAUGCUGAGGGGACACUUUACGAGUACAUUUUCUAUAUUUUAUAUGUCCGUGGGAGAGAUUUAGAAAACACAGAGAAAGAGAAGCCAGAGCAAGAGAAGAAAUGGUCGAGGAUAUUUUUCAAGUGAGCGAUUUGUAAAGGAAUGCAGGUGACCGAGAAAAAUGUUUAUUUUGCGGCUGAAAAUAAAGAUUGUUAAAUUAGUUAUUCUAAUUGGCUGAAAAGAUGUAGGUGUUUUGAGUUGCACAUUGAAUAUUGAAAAGUGUAUAGUUUUAAUUUUCGUCAGCUAAUUUGAACGUUUAGUUUUGCCAUCCUCUGUCUGAAUCCUCCGAGUUCAUUAUCUGUCCGAGCGAGUCGGAGAAAGCGCGGAGAGGGAAAUUACGGACGUGAUGAACCUCCAGCUGUAUUCGACGAAGACGGUUUCUUUUCUAUGGUUUUAAAUGGCCAACCGAGUCCUAAAAGCAAAUAGGAGCUUUGAGAAAUGCAGCCUGUUCAGAAUGUUCAUCACAGCGAGGAAACUGGAGGGAUGCACAUGUGUUUGAACACUCUGUCUCUCUGUAUGUAAUUGGUGAACCAAACAGGCUGGUUUAUGCUGUAAUUUUUCACCCAGGAUAAAUCGACAGUGAGCAGGAUUAUUGCCUUACUGUUGUUCUAGUUGUAGAUGUUGCACAGAAUACAGCGAGAUGCUGCAAUUGUUUAACUGCACUACACAGUACUCACCGUGGGCUCCAGCAGCACUUUUUAUACUAUUUGCUUCGUAUCAGUUCCGCUAUUUUACCAUACUACUUACACUCAACUGCCUAUAGUUUUUACGGUCUUGUAAAAUGUAGUGUUUCCCACCACAGUGUAUUUUUUUAAAAUUAGUUCUUAAAAUUAAUUUUCUGUUAUAUACCAUAUUAUUACUGGGCUCUACAAAUAUUAUACAGUUAAAUUAUUAAUAAUGUAUGUGUAUGUGUGCACAAGUGUACAGGUUCAUCAAAAAUGAUGCAAUACCUUUAAAUGGCUAUAUUUAUUGCUGCAUUCCACUGGUUCCGUAUCUCACAUGAGAUUUUAUUCACUAUAUAUAAAUAUAUGUAUGUAUUUUCUUUCCCCCAGUUUGAAAUCCAUGGACAUUAAAUG